Molecule: messenger RNA, 2747 nt
Organism: Aaosphaeria arxii CBS 175.79
Lineage: Eukaryota; Fungi; Ascomycota; Dothideomycetes; Pleosporales
Exons: 2
Coding region: 1-2508 (835 amino acids)
Cellular component (GO): cytoplasm; membrane; microtubule
Molecular function (GO): GTPase activity; GTP binding; microtubule binding
Source: RefSeq, a predicted model, not a curated record
AUGAACGACGUUAUUUCAGCCAUUGCAAAGCUAGACAGCCUUGGUCUUGCAAAGUUCGAUAUUCCGUUGCCGAAGUGCGUCGUCCUUGGUGAACAGUCCACUGGGAAAUCGUCUGUGAUAGAGGCUAUAUCAGGAAUCAAGACGCCUCGAUCAACGGACACCUGCACUCGAUGCCCGUUGUUCAUCAAGAUGAAUCCUGGGAACCACCAGACCAACCCCGAGAACCAACAAACCUGGACUGCGCAGGUCAAGCUGCGAAUCAAUUGUGAAUUCAUUCCUGGAAGGACUCCGCGCGGACAGCCUAUCAGGCGCUACACUUGGAAGCCGCUUCUAGCUCCUCGUGAGGAAGACUUUGCCAUUACAAACGACUAUAAGGAGCUUGAGGAUCUCAUUGCUCGAGCCCAGUUAGCAUUGUUGAAUCCAAGCACCGAUACAAGGAAGUUCGUCCCCUCAGCUAAUUGGCUAAGAGAGAGAGACACCAAUGUCGGUGUCAGUCGCGAAGCGGAGUUUAGUCCGAACCUAGUAUGCAUAGAAAUUACAGCGCCUGGCUUGCCUGCAUUAUCCUUCUACGACCUCCCAGGAGUGAUCGGACAAACUGAAGACUCAUCGCAUGAGUUCCUAGUCAAGUUUGUCCACGAUCUAGUCACCGACUACGUGAAGGACCCUGAAUCAUUGAUCCUUGUUACUUGUUCGUUGGCAAACGACAUGGCAAAUUCGUCCAUGACCCAAAUUGCCAAUCGAAAUAAGGCGAUUCAUCGUUGCGUCGGCGUAUUGACUAAGCCUGACCUUCCCGGAGGAAGUAGUCAGGCUACCAUUUCCAAAGUCCUUAGUGGACAAGCGUACAGAUUGGGGCAUGGAUAUUUUGUGGUGAAGAAUCUCUCCCAAGACGACAUCGAGAAAGGUGUAUCACACGCAGACGCCCGGCUACAAGAGGAAGAGUUUUUCAGUGCUAAUGAACCUUGGUUGAGCUCCGAAUACCAGGAUCGGUUUGGCACACUAAGGCUGCAGUCCUUCCUCUCGAAGGAGCUGGCGGCACAGUCUCUCAGGGCUCUACCUGAGAUUGAUGGAAAGAUUGCGAAUUGCCUCAAAGACAUUGACAAUGAGCUUGAGAAGAUUCCGGAGACGCCUACUUCCUUCAACGCCGUCCAUGCUGUUUCUGACAAGGUCCGCAAGUUUUCUGAUGAUGUACGAAAGGAACUUGAAGGUGACUUUGAGCAUGCUGCUUGGCACAAACUCUGGAAGGAGCUGUGCACCGAAUUUGCCGAUUGUUUAACAGACCUGAAGCCUGUCCUGAAGACAGUCGGUAGGCUGGACCAAGGAAUCCUUCGAUAUCAGCAAGCAGGGAAGUCUGUUGACGAUUCGAUCGUGAUCGGUGACUCCGAUCAAGAAGAAGACUGUGAUGAAGAGUCGGGAUCCGUGAGUCCGAAGAAGCGGAAGCUGGAUAGCUCUUCUCAACCUGUCACACCAUCGAAGUCUCUGCUCGAGAACUCAUCGACCUCCGCAUCACAGAUGUCUACGCCUGCCACAGGUAUUCCUAGGGCUCGAAAAGCUAAAACAAACAACACGAAGCGACCCGUGAAUCCGCUGCGAACUGUCUAUGACCUCGACGAAGUUGUCCGAAGCCUGUCCGAGUAUUCUACUACUCGAAUGCCCGGCCAUAUUGACCCUAAAAUCAUUGAAAGGAUGAUUGUCCGCACUCUGGACCACUGGGACAGUCCGUUGAAAAUGUUCUUCAACGUUCUUGAUCGUCUUUUGCGCGAACGUAUUACGGCCAUCUUUAACAGACACUUUGAGCAGUGGGACCAAUCUCUCGUGUACGCCAUUGGACUAGACGUGAUCAACACAACUAUUCAGUUUAAUAUUGAUGAGCAGUGCAAUUACUUGGCCAGGGACUGUCUUGCAGACGAGCGCGAUGGCCCCCACAUCAUUAGCAACGAGGUCCAUCAAUUCUUCCAUAAAAAGGUCCUCGACACGUACACUAGUGCUCGACAACAACAACGAGAGAAGAUGUAUCAAGCCGAAUUCGACGCUCUAUUCGGAAGGAAGAUGCCAGCAGCCGAGCAGGAGAAAGCUAAAAUUGCUGCUCGCCAGGAACCCUACAAGGUUGAGAUUGAAGCAGUUGCUAUGAUUACAUCAUAUUACAUGAUGGCAUCCUGCCGAUUUGUUGAUUCGGUGUGUAUGAGGGUUCAGUCGAAGUUCUUCAAGUUUCUCAAGACACAGUUGCACGACGAGAUGAUUUCACAGAUGGGAAUUCUUGGUGAUCAAGGUCAGCAAGAAGCCGUGCGCAUUCUGGAGCAACCCAACGACGUCCAAGCGAAACGGAACGACCUGUUGAACAAAAAGACGCUUUUGUUGGAAGGACAGCAGCUUCUCGAGGAUCUUCGCAAGAAGCACGGCGUUCAUCCUACGGCGAAUGGUGUUGGAUACGACGGUAACGGCACGAUGGGAUCGUUCCCCGAGGCUCCUCUCUCACCUUCUGGGAUGAAUGGAGUGACGUACGGGCAGUGAAAGAAGACUGCAACGCAUUCGCACGGCCGCCGGGAUCUCUCAGUGCGAUUUCGCGAUUCGAGCAGUUGCAUUUUCCUGUUUGUUCUUUGCUAACACGUCGCCUCGAUGGAUGCCGCAUUACCGAUGUCAAAUUGGUUUGAAGGUAGAGACGAGUUGACGUCCACGUCUUGUAAAAGGCGUUUGAAAACACGUCCAGGAUUUCUUUGGUUUGAGACAAAAUGGAGUCCAGGUAUUCAAUU